AUGGACUUUGAGGCAGUAUUCUUUUCACGGCUUCAUUUCUUAGAAAAAGAAAUUCGAGUGCAUAAUUCCAGCUUAGAAUUUAUUUGGAAUACUUCUGAUGAUCUUAAAAAAAAUAUUUUUACUAGUAUAUUUUAUGGGGAUAGUUAUGGUCCACCACCAGGUUUUUGCUUCGAUGGAGAAUGUUUAGAUGAACCGAUCAUGGAUAAUAAUUACUUAGAGGAAUACAACGUUGAUCAACGAGCCGAAGAAUUUAUAGCUUUUGCUAAAGAACAGGCAUCUCAUCAACGAACUAAUCACGUAAUGUUUUUAAUGGGUGGCGAUUUUCAGUACACGUCAGCAAAUCGUUGGUAUACAAAUCUUGAUAAAUUAAUCAAAUUUAUUAGUAAAAAUCAGACUUUAAGUACAAAAGUAAAUAUAUUCUACUCUACGCCAACGUGUUAUUUAUUGGCUGUGAAAGAAUGUAAUCCAAAAUUACCGACUAGAUCAGAUGAUUUCUUCCCUUAUGCAUCUUCUAAUCAUAGUUUCUGGACAGGAUUCUACACAAGCAGACCUACUUUUAAAGGUUUCGUUCGACAAAGUAGCGCACUUCUACAGCUUGUCAAGAAGCUUCAAACUUCUGUAUUACUAUUCAGAAACUACAGUAUUUUGCAAAAUGCUGUAGCUCUCGCGCAGCAUCAUGAUGCUAUCACUGGAACUGCACGUGAAAACGUAACGAGGGAUUAUGAACUUCGUCUUUCACGUGGUUGGGACGAAGCCCAGAAAAUAAUCAACGAUAUAUCUAAGAAAUUGAACGUAAAAUUGAAAGGAAUGCUACCUGAACAGCAGGUCAUCUGUCGUGACCUCAAUACAACUCAGUGCAAUGCAACCAAAUUCUAUCAAAAUAUCACUUUAACCGCAUAUAACUCGAAUUCUCAUCCGAUGAGUACUGUGCUAAGGAUUCCAAUCUAUUCUCGAUCAGUUGUUGUUCAAUCUUCAGAUAAUAAGCUGUUAAACAUUCAAAUUAAUAAAGCAUUCUAUAAUGAUGGACAGCUGAGAAAACCUUUAUCCGCUCCCUACGAAUUACUUAUACCAACAAAUAUUCCAGCAAUCGGUUUCACUACAUUAUUUAUUACUUCAAAAAAAGCUGAUAAAAAACUGGAAUAUGCCAGAAGUAGACUUGCAUACAGAAGUAGUAGCAGGAUGCAUAAAAUAAAAGCUUCUAAUACAAUUACGAUGACAAAUGAGUAUAUCGCAUUGACCUUUGACUCGUCAGGAGAAUUAAUAUCAAUUUUAAAUCGGAAAAAUGGAAAGCUCGCAAAGUUAAGACAAGAAUUCUUUCUAUAUCGUGGAAUGGGCUUCACAAAUGCUAAAAAUCAGUCUUCUGGAGCUUACAUUUUCAGACCAAAUGGUACCCAACCAGAACGAAUAGCAAAUAUUGCACAGAUCGAUUACAUUGAGGGUUUACUAAUCAAUGAGACGAGACAAGUUAUCACGCCAUGGAUAAGUCAAGUAAUCCGCUUGUAUUCUGGUAAGAAUUUCGUGGAAUUUGAAUGGACUAUUGGGCCAAUACCAAAAGAGUUUAAAAAUUCAGUUACUAAAGAAAUAGUCACUCGUUAUAUCACUGAAAUCAAUUCGGCAGGUAUAUUUUACACUGAUUCCAACGGAAGGCAAAUGAUCAAACGAACGAGAAAUCAAUAUCCCUCAUUUCCUUUUGUGGAUACAGAACAAGUAGCAGGAAAUUAUUACCCCAUAAAUGAUCGAAUAUUUAUUCGAGAUUCAGAAAAUCAAUUAACUAUUUUCACUGAUCGUUCCCAGGGUGGCAGCAGUCUAAACGACGGAGAAAUCGAAAUAAUGCUACAUCGGCGGUCAUUUUACGAUGACAAUUUUGGUGUUGGGGAAGCACUCGAUGAACCAGGAGAUACCGGAAAAGGUCUGGUAGUUCGCGGGCGUCAUUGGUUGAUGCUUAAUAAUGUACAAGAUUCAACACUUUAUCGAACAUUCGCUACGGAACUAUAUCAUUCACCUUUGAUAACAACUGCAGAACGGAAAAUAGCACCAGAAGAUUAUAGCCGAACUUUUGUGUGUGAGUAUUCCGCGUUGGAGCAGUCUCUGCCAGAAGUAAUCAAUAUUAUAUCCAUGGAUUUAGUAGCUCCACAACGAAUGGUUAUUCGUUUCGAGCAUAUUUUACAAAGCAACGAUGAUGUAAAUUUAUCAAAACCUAUUGAAGUCGAUCUCAAUGUAAGGGAAUGUUUAACGGAUUUGAGGUUGUUUCCAUUAGAGAACUCAAUCUUGCAGCAGUGA
Messenger RNA from Thelazia callipaeda (thelaziosis nematode), 2280 nucleotides. Lineage: Eukaryota; Metazoa; Nematoda; Chromadorea; Rhabditida; Thelaziidae. The record is from the annotation of a GenBank genome assembly.